GUGGUAUUCUAAAUCUCUGCAAAGAAGAAAUUAUGAGUAAUCCCGAGAAGUCUAAAAUUGCUGAGGAAGAGAAUGAGAAUUUUGACGAGAGUGAUUAUCUUUGGAGCGAUGAAGAAGGAGACAUACGUGAAAUUGUUCUUGGCCUUCCUGCACUAAGACUUAGUGAGAGUCUCAAUGUGGAUGAAAGCAUCCGUAACGAAGCCGUUUCCGCGGCGAAGUUGAUCGUGGCAGCCGCCAAGGAAGCCACAGGGAAUACAGAACAAAGUGCUAGUGGUACCGGUGACGUUAGUGGAACUCCAGAAAUCAUAAAAGUUGGGAAACCCCGUGUAUUAUUGGAAGCGCUGGCCGAAGCAUCUGGUUGUACCCCUAUUGGGGUGACCACUACUGAAGGAGAGGUAGUCAAGAAACCCCGUAAGAAAGGUUCUACUCAGUUGACACAUCUGCCGCAAGGCCCUCCUAUGUGUAAUGUUUGUGGGAAGGGCUUUGCUUCUUGGAAGGCUGUUUUUGGACAUCUAAGGCAGCAUAAGGAUCGAGGGUAUCUAGGUUUUCUUCCUCCGCCAACAUUCAAUGCUGCUGAGGAAGGAUUUGGUGGAGUUGCUACUGCUUCAACCGGUGGUGCAGUAGCCACUGCUAUUUCCGUUGGUGAAGUCCCUACUGCUUCUUCCGCUGGUGGACUCGCUACGGCUUCUUCCGAUGGUGAAGGGCUUGUUUCAAGUAUCGGAAGGGCGAGGAUUGACUUAAAUGCCGAUCCAGUCGAGGAGGAAGACAAGGUAAUUGGAGUUGGAUCUAAGCGAAAAUUUGAUCUGAAUAGGUCCCCCCCACCAGACGGUGAUGAAGAGAACGAUGAUAAAGUCGAGUGAUAGUUAUUUUCUUGUUACAUGCAAAUCAUUUUCCUUAGUUACAUUUUUUCUUCGGUUUGUCGCUGUGAAAUGAAUAUACUAACUAUGAUAUUGUUACUUCUUAAUCUAUGUUAUUUGAAAAGAUAACUUUUUUCCAAAUUGCAACAAUAAAUGCGC
This is a messenger RNA of Arabidopsis thaliana (thale cress), 1016 nucleotides long. It is a transcript of the gene DAZ3, whose product is annotated as zinc finger (C2H2 type) family protein. Bases 33 to 860 code for a protein of 275 amino acids. The record is from RefSeq and is marked reviewed. The transcript has a single exon. NCBI's taxonomy places the organism in Eukaryota, Viridiplantae, Streptophyta, Magnoliopsida, Brassicales, Brassicaceae.